CACUCUCCGAACCAGCACUCCCGGGGCGCACGCGUUACCAUCCAUCACGUGACACUACCACAACGCGUUCCAGUGCAGCCUCGCGCAAAAGUGCUCGAUCCAUGGAAUCGCCCAAGUGAUCCAGUAAUUUUUAAUUAAUCUCUGAAUAAGCCUCGCUGAACGGCGAGCGGCCGGCUGUCGCCAGAAUGAGUGCUACAAGAUUGGACCGACUCGUAACGCUCCUUGAGACAGGCAGCACAGCAUUGAUUCGGAACACAGCAGCUGAACAAUUGGCCGAUGUCCAGAAACACCACCCCGAGGACUUGUUCAACCUUCUCAACCGUGUCGUCCCAUUCUUGCGAUCGAAGAGCUGGGAGACCCGUGUUGCUGCUGCAAAAGCAGUCGGCGGCAUUGUUGCCAACGCUGAGAAGUACGAUCCAAACGCUGAAGAUGAGCCCGUCAAAUCGGAGGUCAAGGCAGAGACCAAUGGUCACGCAAAAGAGGAGGACAACGAUGAUGCAGCUGUCAAGAAAGAAGAGAAUGGCGAUGUCGAAAUGUCGCUGGCGCCUUCACUAACUGGCAAAUUCGAUCUUAACACACUCGACAUUGCUGCCAUUCUGAAGGAUGGGAGUCACCUCGUUGGAUCUGCUAGCAAAGAACUGGAAUUCAGGCUACUAUCGAUGAGCCCUGCAGACCGACUUGCGUAUCAGAAGGAGGUUCUACCGAAGCGACUUGGGCUCGAAGGUCCUUUUGCUGAGAUAACUGCUGUGCCUGCGGAUGAGAUCGUCGUGCAGACCCCCGGACUACGUACGCCAGCCAUUCACCGCAUCGACACAAACCUUGCAAGGUCAGAUACCCUCAACUCUGCGGCGUCACCUCCUGCGGCUACACCAACAGGUGAUCAGCCGUCUCUCAGCAAGCGCCAACUCAACGCACAGAAGCGCAAGCAGAAGAAUGCACAGAAGAACAAUAAAGGAGUCACCGUUGACUUUAACGAGCCUGGUUCUAGGAAGCCGUCUCAACCGGACGCCCUUCAAACGCCCGCCCGCAUGACGCCGCAUCCCUCAUCGCUGAAGCAGGAGAAGUCUGAGAACGGGGAAGCUGAGGUCGUCGACGACUACUUCUCGCUGGAGCGCAAAGGUGGAGACGAUGACGCCAAGUUUGUCAAGGAGUUCAAGGGUGCCGAGAUCCCUGAGAAGUCUUGCUUCGAAGGCGAGUCGACCGAGUCUGGACUAGAAUGGCCUUUUGGGCGCGUUUGCGAUUAUCUCGCUCUUGAGAUGUUCGAUCAUGCCUGGGAAGUCCGCCACGGAGCUUCUAUGGGCAUCCGAGAAGUACUGCGAGUCCAUGGUGCCGGCGCUGGCAGGGUCAAGGGGAUGACAAGAGCGGAGAACGACAGGCUAAAUCAGGAAUGGCUCAAUGAUCUGGCUUGCCGGAUAUGCUGCAUCUUCAUGCUCGACCGUUUCGCCGACUACACAUCAGACACCGCCGUUGCACCCAUCAGGGAAACUGCCGGACAAGCACUUGGCUCGGUACUGCAGCAUCUCUCGCACGAGAACGUCAUCGCUACGUUCAACGUACUCCACAACCUCAUCAAGAAAGGUCUUGAGGUAGAGAGCGGCUGGCAUUCCUCACAGGGUGGCAUGAUCGGUCUCCGGUACCUUGUAGCAGUACGAAAUGACUUGCUUCGGGAAGAUGGGACACUCAUGGACGGUGUUCUAGCUGCAGUUAUUCAAGGCUUGGGCAACUUUGACGACGACAUUCGAGCCCUGAGUGCAGCAACGCUCAUUCCAGUCGCUAAAGACUUCGUUGAAAUGCGGCCCAAAGCGAUGGAGGGCCUCAUGAACCAGGUCUGGUCAUGCUUUGACGGACUGCAGGAUGACCUUACAGCUAGCACCGGCUCGAUUAUGGAUCUUCUCGCCAAGCUGUGCAGCUUCCCUCAGGUCCUUGCAGCCAUGCAGGCCAACGCAGAGAGAGACCCGACACAAUCUUUCCUCGAGCUUGUACCUCGCCUCUUCCCAUUCCUCCGACACACCAUCACCAGCGUCCGUGCUGCUGUACUUCGCGCAUUGAGUACAUUCCUCGACAUUCAGAGUGCGGGAUCAGCUGGAUGGAUUGACAGCAAGGCACUUCAACUGAUCUUCCAGAAUAUCCUCCUGGAGCGUAACGAGGGCGUCCUGAAGCGGUCGAUGAAGCUAUGGAACACCAUGGUCGACAACUCGGGAGGUGAGAUUGCGACCCACCUUGAGCCGAUCCUCAACUCCAUCAUCCCGCUCAGUCUGACGCCGAUUGGGGUUUCUCGCCACCCGAUUGCCAUGGAUGUGUCACUACUUAUCAAGCCUUCUGGACAAAUGAUGGGUCCAGCACCAGCCUCAACACCCAGUCGUCGAUCGACACCCCCCGCAGGGAUCGAACCACCUAAGAAGAGGAAGAAGUCUCGCCACGGAAAAGAGGACAUCUCCGCGCCAAUCCCGUCGUCUGUAUCCCACAACGUUGACGGACAUAUGAUCGGCGGUGACCUUGAGCUUAUCGGUGCUGACGUAAUGAUUCGUUCCCGUGCAUCCGCAGCACAAGCUCUGGGUAAGGCUAUUGCAGCUUGGCCUACAGAGACCCGAGUUUCCAUCUUCGGCCAUAGAUUGUUGCCGCCACUGUCAUCGACCAGUUCUACUACACAAUUGACAGCGGCUAUGAUCAUCGAAGAAUUUGGCAAGAACUUGACCGCCAAGGAUGCCUUGGCCGACCUUCUCGCUGAGGCUCUCGUCCCGAUUGUCGAGGGAGACCGACCAGCGGCCUACGAGGAUCUCGUACCCAAGCUUCAGAUUGUGCGCACACAGUGCACUGCCCUCCUCAACAUCUUCAGAGAAGGCCAUGUCCAGAACCUGCCCCCUCUGGCGGUCGUUGUGCAGGGCGAUCCAGCGGCCAGCCAGUAUGCUUUUGGUGUCGCUGAUGCCGAGAAGCUAGUCACUAUACAGUUCGAGAAGUUAAAGAAGGCGAUGACACCAUCAGCUCGUAUGGUCGCUGCUGCCAACUUGGACGUGUCUCGAAAGGAAGUCGAGGCCAGCUUGCAAGAGGCCAAAGAUAUCAAGGAAGAGCGGGAUAUCCGCAUCAAGGCAGCUGCGGCUGGAGGUCUCAUCUGGCUCAGCUCUCCUCCCAAGAAGCCCCAGCAUCCGAUCAAGGCGAUGAUGGACAGUGUCAAAAAAGAGGAGAACGUCCUAUUGCAGAAGAGGUCUGCUGCGGCUGUUGCCCGCUACAUUGUCCAUCUUGUUGAUGGCAACAAGGGCGUGGUCGUCAAGAAAGUGGUGGGCAACCUCGUCAAGUUCUACUGUAUGGAGACAGCAGAGACCCCGGAGUUCAACGGUCAAGGCCAUAUCGAAACCGGCAUUCUAACCCUGAAGAAGGAUGAAGAUGUCCGUGAUCACCCAGAUGCUGCCAAAUUUGCGGAAGAGUCGAGAGCCGCCAGAAUCACCAAGCGCGGCGCCCGCGAAGCCCUCGAGCAGGUUGUCGCGCAGUUCGGUGCGGAGAUCUUCCAGAAAGUCCCAACUCUGGAAGAUUUGAUCCAGCGACCCAUCAAGCAGGCUUUCGCCGAUGCGACACUCCCUGCAGAGAUUGCGAAAGAGGAUGGCGUCUUUGGUCAAGAGGUUGUUGACGCUUUGUCAACUCUGCGUGCGCUGGUUGGCAGCUUCCACCCCGACGUACGCAGCUUCAUCAAGGAUCUGCUUCCAUUUGUUGCAAGGGCUUUGCAGAGCAAGCUUUACGUUCUCCGCUAUGCUGCCGCAAAGUGCUUCGCAACCAUCUGCAGUGUCAUGUCUGUUGAAGCCUUCACGCUACUCGUAGAAGUUGUUCUGCCCACUAUCAGCGAUGGUGCAAACGUCCAUGGCCGUCAAGGUGCCAUCGAGUGCAUCUACCACCUCAUUCACGUCAUGGAAGAUGGUAUUCUGCCCUACGUGAUCUUCCUCAUCACUCCUGUCUUGGGACGAAUGAGCGACUCAGACAACGACAUCCGUCUGCUGGCCACGACAAGCUUCGCCACGCUCGUCAAGCUUGUUCCGCUCGAGUCCGGGAUCCCAGACCCUCCCGGUUUGCCCGAUGCACUGCUCAAGGGCCGAGAUCGCGAGCGUAAGUUCGUUGCUCAGAUGUUGGAUGCAAAGAAGGUCGAGCCUUUCGAGAUCCCUGUCGGGAUCAAGGCUACCCUGCGUUCGUACCAACAAGACGGCGUCAACUGGCUUGCCUUCCUCAACCGAUAUAAUUUGCACGGCAUUCUCUGUGACGACAUGGGUCUCGGCAAGACAUUGCAGACAUUGUGCAUGGUGGCCAGUGACCAUCACCUGCGAGCCGAUGAGUUCGCCAAGUCUGGUGAUCCCAACUUCCGCAGGCUGCCGUCUCUCAUCGUCUGCCCUCCUACUUUGUCUGGCCAUUGGCAGCAAGAGAUCCGCCAGUAUGCUCCUUUCCUUUCCUGCGUAGCCUACGUCGGUGCUCCGCCAAUACGUGGCCAACACAGGUCUCAGCUCCAGAACGUCGACAUAGUCAUCACCAGUUAUGACAUCUGCAGGAACGAUCUUGACAUUCUCAAGCCUGUCAACUGGAACUACUGCGUACUCGAUGAAGGCCACCUGAUCAAGAACUCGAAGUCAAAGACCAGCCAAGCUGUUAAGCAAUUCCAGUCGAAUCACCGCCUGAUCCUUUCCGGUACACCGAUCCAGAACAAUGUACUGGAGCUGUGGUCUCUCUUCGACUUUCUCAUGCCUGGCUUCCUGGGUUCUGAGAAAGUCUUCCAGGAGCGUUUUGCAAAGCCUAUUGCAGCCUCUCGAUUUGCCAAGUCUUCAUCGAAGGAGCAAGAAAAGGGUGCCCUCGCUAUCGAAGCGCUCCACAAGCAGGUCCUCCCCUUCCUUCUCCGACGUCUCAAGGAGGAGGUGUUGGAUGAUUUGCCACCCAAGAUUCUGCAGAACUACUACUGCGAUCUUUCCGAGCUUCAGCGUAACCUGUUCGACGAUUUCAACAAGCGUCAAGGAAAAGAAAUCCAGUCAAAGGCAGGCAACGCUGACCGCGAUAGCAAGCAGCACAUCUUCCAGGCAUUGCAGUACAUGAAGAAACUGUGCAACUCGCCUGCUCUCGUUGUUAAGGGUCCAACAAACAAGGCCUACGAGCCAACGCAGCAGUACUUGAAGAAGCACAAUACAACGAUCGACGAUAUCGUUCAUGCUCCUAAGCUCAGUGCGCUGAAGGAUCUCUUGGUGGACUGCGGCAUUGGCGCGGCAGACGUUGCUGGCGACAAGUCAGCGGCUGCCAACGGCGAUCUGCCCGAGGCGGUGUCUCAACAUCGUGCUCUCAUCUUCUGUCAAAUGAAGGAGAUGCUUGACAUGGUCGAGUCUGCCGUCUUCAAGAAAUUGCUACCGAGUGUCCAGUUCAUGAGGCUCGAUGGUACAGUGCCAGCAGAGAAGCGUCAGGAUAUCGUCAACAAGUUCAACUCGGACCCGUCUUACGAUGCACUGCUCCUGACCACCAGCGUCGGUGGUCUUGGUCUCAACUUGACUGGUGCUGAUACCGUCAUCUUCGUUGAGCAUGACUGGAACCCGCAGAAGGACAUCCAGGCCAUGGAUCGCGCUCAUCGUAUCGGACAGAAGAAGGUUGUCAAUGUGUACCGCAUUGUUACUCGCGGGACACUGGAAGAGAAGAUUCUCAACCUUCAACGUUUCAAGAUCGAUGUUGCGAGCACCGUCGUCAAUCAACAGAACGCCGGCCUUGGCUCUAUGCAGACAGAUCAGAUCCUUGACCUUUUCAAUGUCUCGGCGGACAGCGCAGACCCAGCUGCGCUUCCACCUCCUCCGUCCAACUCAAAGGACGAUAACGGUAUCGACGAGAACGAUGCCGUCGAUGCUACUGGUGAAUUACGUCAGAAGGGCCAGAAAGGUUUCCUUGACGAUAUCGGCGAACUCUGGGACGAGAAGCAGUAUGAAGACGAGUUCGACCUCGAUGGUUUCUUGGGCAAGAUGCAGGGUGGUGCAGCAUAGUAUGCUUGGCCUGUCCGCAUCGAUAAUCCUGCUAGGGCUGUGUUGCCACAUCCUUGGGAUGACUGACUUCACGCGCCAUGGGCAUAGUGGUGUAUUGGCGUUUUGUUUCGAUAAGUGUAGCGACCACUCGCAAGGUUGUACGGCAUGUAUGGGAUAGCAUGGACGGAUUAUGGAACGGUUCCAUCAUUCGACUUAGCAUGGCGUUGGAUGGCUUUGAGGCUUAAAGUCACAUCGAUGGGUCUCAUGCGAGACGUGUAUGCUCGUACUUGUAUUGGUAGAUGGCACGCCCAUCAAUGGGCUUUUCACAAAACGAAGAUAUCCAAUUGGCAGGUGCCUAUCAUGCAG
Messenger RNA from Didymella exigua CBS 183.55, 6329 nucleotides. RefSeq lists its product as uncharacterized. The transcript has 4 exons. NCBI's taxonomy places the organism in Eukaryota, Fungi, Ascomycota, Dothideomycetes, Pleosporales, Didymellaceae. The record is from RefSeq and is a predicted model, not a curated record. Gene Ontology annotation, molecular function: ATP binding; DNA binding; ATP hydrolysis activity. The coding region runs from base 186 to 5984 and encodes 1932 amino acids.